Anolis sagrei ordinatus is the source of this 2785-nucleotide messenger RNA. RefSeq names its product neuropeptides B and W receptor 1 (gene NPBWR1). The record is from RefSeq and is a predicted model, not a curated record. NCBI's taxonomy places the organism in Eukaryota, Metazoa, Chordata, Lepidosauria, Squamata, Anolidae. Gene Ontology annotation, cellular component: neuron projection; plasma membrane. Gene Ontology annotation, molecular function: neuropeptide receptor activity; neuropeptide binding. Gene Ontology annotation, biological process: neuropeptide signaling pathway.
UUAAGCAUGGUCUGUAAUGGCAAAAAGCUAGAAAUGCUGGGAUAUCUCUUUCUCUUCAUCAGUGCCAGAAGUGGAGAAGAGGUUCUGCAACCUUGGUGUUCACCUGACUUUACAGUCGGAUAUGGAAUGAAGAAAUCAACAAAGAGGUGGCAACCAUCCCAGCCACUGCCACAUCAAGCUGUUAGCAACUUCUGGAGAAACAAAUCUUUUAAUGAGAAGAGAGAAUUUGUACCUGCCAUUGUGCUGAUUGACCUGUGAGCUGAAACUGUCGAGCAGCAUGCUGCGGUAGCACCUGUACGUAGUUUCCCUGCCAAAGGAAUGAAUGGGAUUCGGAAGGGACUACCCAGGAAGUAAGCUCACAAAAUCAGUUCAGAGAUGCAGCACUUGAGGAGCUGUCCAGCAUUUCAGCAUCACAGCAAUACGCUUGGGAUUCACAGAUUGCUGGUGUGCCUCCAGAGCAGAGCAACCGGGAAAGGAUGCAGAGAAGGAAGAUAGAGCCAUGGUUAGUGAGGACACCUGGACAGUAGGAGUGGUGUGAAGAACAAAAAUUAAAAGGAAGCACAGAGCAAGCAACUGAUCGUGUGAUGGUUUAAAUAAAAGAAAAAGAGAGUGCUAUGCAAAGUAACUUGGAUGAAAAUCAGCUUAUUCCACUAACUAGCUGGAAGGAUAUAGAAUCUUAAUGCAAUCUCUGGUGCAAGGCGUUUCAAAUGUAUUGCUCUCACAUGCAAGGUUUAGUUAAAGGUCUGAGACUAUUAAAGUGAUCUAAACUAAACAUCAUUUAUCAGGGGAAAGUGAGCCUUGUCACUUGAUACAAUGGAUAAUUUUUCAUCUCAACCUGAACUGAAUGCUUCCUGCCCUGAUGUGGAUAUUGGUUGCUACAGAAGAGAACACAGUUGGAACAAUGUGUCAGACCCACAACUGAUUCCUAAUUUCUACAUUGCUGUGCCGAUCAUCUACUCUGUGAUCUGUGCUGUAGGACUCACGGGAAACUCUGCUGUCAUUUAUGUUAUCUUAAAGGCUCCCAAGAUGAAGACAGUCACCAACAUUUUCAUCCUAAACCUAGCAAUUGCUGAUGAGCUCUUCACUUUGGUACUUCCUAUUAAUAUUGCAGAUUAUCUGCUUCUUCAAUGGCCCUUUGGUGAAUUCAUGUGCAAACUGAUUAUCUCCAUUGACCAGUACAACACUUUUUCAAGCAUUUAUUUUCUGACCAUCAUGAGCAUUGAUCGAUAUCUGGUGGUGGUGGCCACUGUCAAAUCAAGGAAAAUGUCUUAUCGCACCUAUAGAGCUGCCAAGACUGUGAGUCUGUGCACCUGGGUUUUAGUCACAAUCAUUAUCUUGCCAUUUAGCAUCUUUGCCAAAAUACAUACUGAAGAGGGGCGGUCCCAGUGUGUCUUUGUUUUCCCAAGCCCUGAGAGUUUCUGGUGGAAAGUGAGUCGCCUUUACACCCUGAUCUUGGGUUUUGCCAUCCCUGUAUCUACCAUUUGCAUCCUGUACAGCACCAUGCUCUACAAGCUAAGACAUAUGCACCUCUGUAGCAAUGCCAAAGCCUUGGACAAAGCAAAAAAGAAAGUGACAAUAAUGGUGCUGAUUAUUUUGGGAGUUUGCCUGUUCUGUUGGACACCCUAUCACCUCAGCACUGUAGUAGCCCUCACUACAGAUAUCCCCCAAACAUCUCUCAUUGUUGGAAUCUCUUAUUUUAUCACCACCUUGAGUUAUGCUAAUAGUUGUCUGAACCCAUUCCUUUAUGCCUUUUUAGAUGACACAUUCCGGAAGAGCUUUCGAAAGUUGGUCGAAUGUGGAACUUCCCAAUAAAAUCCCAAUAUCUUUAUAUAAUAUGUUUGGAAGAGUUAAUGGACUUCAGAGAAACUUCACUGAAUCAAAGUUAAAUGGGAGAAGCUGUCAUCAUGGACCAAGUCUCUGCUCACUAACAAGAACUGUCUGCUCACUUCAUCAUGAAAUGUUUCUGACUUGAGAAACUUGCUGAUUCUCUGAUAUGGUGUCUAUUAAUUCUUUAUUUCUCUUCUUUUUUCCCUCUCCCUUCCUUUUCUUCUUCUUCCACUUUCUUUUGUACUUAUACUUCUAUUCAUUAUGGGUUCCCAUAUUUUUAAUGUGAUUUGCAAUAUGUAUUUUUGGAAUGUGAAAAAAAGAAAAAAACACUGGACAGUAUUCAUUGAAAAAUAAAUUUAUUUGAUGUUUUGGAUGUUUUGUAAAGCCAAAUAAAGUUAUGCAAAAUGCAUUUGCAUAAUAAAUCUUAAUUGUGCUAGUUUAGUGGGCCGGUAUACAGAACUGGGAUAUAGAAGGUCUAACAAAUAAGAAAAAUAUAGAAUAUAUACCAAAAAAAAUCUAGAAAUAGAGACUAGAAAUGCAUAAUCUUUAAAUGAUACACAGUACAGCCAGAAACAUAAGGUUACAACAUCAAAAUACUGUAAUGUAUCCAUGCCACGUUAAAAAUAUGAUACAACCAAAUGAAUUUUGGAUCUCAAACUGAAAAGUAUAAAGGGAAAAAAUGGGAAAAACCCUGAGUUAUGAGUGUUCUAAUGAUAACAAGACCAAAGUGCUACUCAACUUUCAGUUGCUAAGUCAUAGAGUCUGUACAAAAAUGUCUCCUUUUCUGAAACUCUGACACAUCCAAAUGAAGAACAUACACAGUACCAACUAACCUAGUCAGUGAGGAACAAGGCUAGCUUUCACUUUGCUUGUCAGUUACUGAAAGGUAUAUUUUACAUCACUGAGAGAUUCAGGUUGAAAUGUAUUUGGUUGUUUAAUGUUUUAAAUGAAGUUCUGA